AUGGUGAGGCAAAUGGGCGGGGGGUGGGGUGGGGUGCGGACCAGGGGGCAGCUGGGGCGGUGGGGAGACCUGGGGCGUGGAUCCUUGCCCCUCCUCCCCGUGCCACUGCCUCCUCUUCCUCCUCCUCCGGGUCGGGGACCUGGGGGAGGGAGGGUCUCCAUCUUCUCUCUGGCCCCUGCCCCUCACACACAAAGCACCCCUUCCUCAGCUCCUUCUUCAGCCCCGGGGCCCCCCUUCCCAGCGGUGCAGGCCCCAGGGGCUUCUCAGCCUCGCUCUAGUACCCUCCCCACUCCCGCUACCCCCGCCACGCAGUCCCGGCCCGCAAUGACGCCCAUCUCUGCUCCCCCUUCCUGGGGGUCCCACUCUGCCCCUCCCCCACGCCGAUGCCCCCAGGACCCUCCUGGGCUGCGGAUAGGCCCUCUGGUCCCUGAGCAGGUUUAUGAGCGGCUGGAUGACUGUGAUCCUGAGGGGUCCCAAGAUUCAGCCCUCCAUGGGGAGGAACAGCAGCCCCUGCUUCAUGUGCCUGAAGGGCUCCGAGGCUCCUGGCACCACGUCCAGAACCUGGACAGCUUCUUCACCAAGAUAUCCUUUUGUGCUCUGCCUGGCAGAAGGGGCACGGGAGGCAGGGAGACAGCGGUGUAGUGGGUUGGGGACUUGGGGGCUGAGGAGUCGGCGUCCUCAGGAAAGGCCCAUCAUGCCGUAGGCUUAAUUCUUGACGCCCUGCCACAUCUACAGCUACCACCAGAGGAGUGGCUUUGCCUGUAUCCUGCUGGAGGAUGUCUUCCAGCUGGGGUGAGAUGCUUGUCCCAGACCCCAAGGUCUUCCCCUUGCUUCCUCAGCAGUGCCUGCUGAGUCCGCCAGCGCCUUCCCAGGCAACCCAGGGGCUCAGCAGGAUGGGUUAAUCCGGGCGGGCCUGGAGGCUGGGACAGGAGCCCUCCCAGCCCUCAGGCCUGACCACUGCACUCCCUCCUGUCCCAGACAAUUCAUUUUCA
Molecule: messenger RNA, 992 nt
Organism: Balaenoptera musculus (blue whale)
Lineage: Eukaryota; Metazoa; Chordata; Mammalia; Artiodactyla; Balaenopteridae
Product: autophagy-related protein 9B-like
Exons: 2
Coding region: 1-642 (213 amino acids)
Source: RefSeq, a predicted model, not a curated record